Messenger RNA from Penicillium subrubescens, 243 nucleotides. RefSeq lists its product as uncharacterized. The coding region runs from base 1 to 243 and encodes 80 amino acids. The record is from RefSeq and is a predicted model, not a curated record. The transcript has a single exon. Lineage: Eukaryota; Fungi; Ascomycota; Eurotiomycetes; Eurotiales; Aspergillaceae.
AUGAACGGAGGUGGACCGGGCCAGCGGUUCGUCCCACGUCCUUGCAGCUGGAAAGGUCAGAAGACUGGAUCAGAACCUCAAGAGCCAACCAAGCGGAAUAUUCUGAAAGCACCUCCAGUUUCUUUACAGGAACGAAUGAAAGAUGAGGAAAUAUCGGAGAUGGAGGUUCGUCUUUGCGGGACGACCGAAUUUGGCCCCCACGGCUUUGUCAUGUCAUUACAACGACCCGCACAACUACAGUAA